AUGCUGGUGACGCUGCGGCGAUAUGCCACCAUCAAUUCGGACAGGAAGCUCAAGAUGAAAGGCAAAACGCUGACCCUCGAGCAUUUCCUACAACGCCAGAGAGUAGUGGCCUUGUGGCGCGAUUGCGUACGGGCGAUCAAUAAGAUUCCUCCUUCUGCCACCAAGGACGAAAUGCGCCAUUUUGCCAGGCACGAGUUCGAGAGAUUCCGGCACAUCGACGAUCUACAGCACAUCCGCUAUUUGCUUUCCACUGGCAAGACCCAGCUGGACAGCAUGAGGAGAUAUGUCGAGCAAAAUGCCAUGUGA
Pseudocercospora fijiensis CIRAD86 is the source of this 306-nucleotide messenger RNA. RefSeq lists its product as uncharacterized. Bases 1 to 306 code for a protein of 101 amino acids. Lineage: Eukaryota; Fungi; Ascomycota; Dothideomycetes; Mycosphaerellales; Mycosphaerellaceae. The record is from RefSeq and is a predicted model, not a curated record. The transcript has a single exon. Gene Ontology annotation, cellular component: mitochondrion.